AUGGAUGAACUAAUAGAUUUUUGGGGUUGUGAGUUUAUUAUUAUUCUUCAUUUUUAGCUUUUUUUCACUCUCUCCCUCCCUCUCAAUUUUUUUUAUUUUUCCAUAUUUUAUUGUCCGUUUGUUCACUAUUAUUUACUUGACUAAAUGGUGUUUUCGUGCGUUCCCAGGAAAUAUGAAAAAAUUCUUUUCAAAAAUUUUCAAGCCUACUUUUUUUUCGAUUUAUUACAGACAUUCCUUUCCUCAAUUUUCUAGUUUUAUUUUGAGAUUCUAAAUAAAUUUCAAAAAAAAAAGAUCAAUCUUGAUUUUGAUUCUCACUCAGUCUGUUUUGAUUACUAAAAAAUUUUAUUGCAAAAAACACAUGGCGAACUUUUUUCAUGGUUAGAACAUUUUUUUUUGCUGAAAAAUGAAAAAAUUGAUCGAAUUUUUGAUGUGUGUGUUUUUUCGCGUUCGUUUCGUUAAAAAUGAAUGCAUUUGAAAGUUGAAAUGUGCAAUUUCAAAAUGUUGAAUAACACGCGAAGAACAAAAAUAUAUUUUAUUUGUUUGUUUUUUUGAUCUCUCUUUUUGUUUGUACAAAAUCUGUAAAUUCUGAAUUCUCGUUGUUUUUCUUUUUUUUCAAGAGCUGAUAUGAUAUUUUCUAAAUAUUUACCUAAAAUAUUAUGACUUUUGUAAAACACUUCAUUUUUGAAAAUAUUAUUUUCAGUUGUGCAAUUGACAACUCCUUGUUCCUAUUUUCUACCACCACAGAAAGGACUUUCUUUAUUCGUUCUGUUUUUUUUUUCGUUGCUUCAUUCGUUGUUAUCUUCUUUCUUUGGUUGAAGGAAAAAAAACAACAAAUCUAGAGCAAUUUAGAAGAAAAAAAAAGAACGAAUAAAAACAAGAGAAAAAACGGUGUCUACUUUUAAGAAUCUUUUUAAAACAUUUUGUUGUUGUCCUAACUAACAAUUUUUUCGGAAGAAUCACAUUACAUUUUGUCAAUUCUUGUUUCUUUUUUAAGCACUGGGCGAGGCUUUGGGAUCAACUUUCAUUAUUCUUGAUUUAGUUGAACUCACAGAUGGUUUUGUGAAAUUGACGUAAGAAUGGAUUUGGUAGAGUGAUCUUUGGAACAUUGGAUGAAUUUUAGCACUAUCAUGAAAAUUAUGGUUUAGCUCAAAUUUUCUAACAACGAAAUCAUACUUGAAAUGUUCGGAUGUAGAAUCCAAAAACCAGCUCUGCUCUGAUAAUACCGAUUCUUCAGAAUAUUAACUCAUUAAUGUAAUUUCAGAAAAUUAAUUGAUCUCAAUUUCAAUUUCCAAUCAUAAUGAUGUGAAAUCUCAAAAAUUCCAAAAAAAAAUCCCAAUGUUUUUGCUCUUAAAAUUCUUCUCUCUCUUUUUUUCAAAUGUGUGAACACUUAUCACUUUGUGAAUUCUCUUGAGAAAAUCUCAACAAAACAUAUUUUUGCCAUGAAGGCAAAGUACGCAAAAAAAACGAAACGCUCAAAUUUCAAUCUGUUGCAAUAUAUCCCGCGUGUGGGAAAAUUGUGUGGUAGGACAAAAGAUUGCGGCAAAAAAAAACACAUUAUUCCGCUUCCUUGAAGUUUUGUAGAUUUCACCGAUCCAUGAAAUUUAUUUCAAUUUUAUUUUCAUUUUGAAACAAUAGAGAAAAUCAUCGCAUAUUCUUUUGUAGAAUUUUUAUUCCAUGUUCCGGAAAUUCGAGAUUUUUUUCAUUUUCGUCAAAAUGAUAUUCAUUUUGUUUCCCCUUCUCUAAAAUAAGAAAAAAAGAAACAGUAAACUUCUCAUUCAUUUAUUCAUUCAUAAAAUAUCAUUCAUUCCUUUCUUCUUUUUUUGUUGGUGGAAAUCGAGUGCACUUUUUUUUUUCAAUAGCGUUGCCAAGGUGUUCAAAAAAUAUUUUUUUAUGAAUAAAUAUAUAUUUUUCUCUAAUUUUUGCUCUAACCAACAAAAAUGAAAUAAAAGAAAAAAGAAAAAGAAACAUAUGUUAAACUGGGAAAAAGUUCCGUUUUUUAGUGUAAGUAAGUAUUUUACAUCGUCUUGACCGAAACAACUGUUGUCUUACUUUGCUUUUAUUUUUGCACCUGAUUUAUUAUUCAUAUCAACGAUUUUUUCGUCCGUUUUUUUUUCUUCCUUCUGGGUUACAAUUUGAGCCCUUCUCAAAGUUUCACAUGAGCUUUGAGAUUUUUCAAGAAACAAAAAAAGGGAGUGGUCGUCAUCCGGCAGAUAAUAUUACACUUCUCCAAUUUUUUUCAUUGAGAGAUUCGCCCCAAAAGUUUUUUUUGUUGCACCGGAAAUCUAUCUUUUUUCUCUUGUUCUUCUACAUCUACAUAUUUUUUGUGCUCUGAAAUUUAAUAGAUUUUUUUCAGACAAAAAAUCCAACUUCAAUCGGAUUUUCGAACAGGACAAGACAAUUUUCAAGGUUAGUGUUUUUUUUUUUGCUGAAAAGGACACGCUUUGAAAAUAGCUGAAACAUGAUUGAAAAACUUUUUUUUCUCUGAAGCUUCUUAAUUUUUGGACGAAUCGUAGAACAGAUCUCAAGAAAAGUCAUUUCAAAUCCUUACAAAAUUAUAGUUUCCUGAACUACCAUAUGAUCUCGUUUCUCUUUCCAAGUGAAUGUGAGCCAAAAAAAAAGCAACACAAAAAAAAGUUUAAUCGAAUUUCGCCUCCCCCAAAAAUGUAUGUGAUUAUCCUAAAAGAAGGAGAAGAUGUUGGGCACAGACAUGACCUUUCACCGGAUGUACUGAAACACCCUUGUUUGUCCAUCUUUUUAUGUAUACAUUCAUGCAAAUCUGUUUUUCUCACAAACAAAAUCUUCUUUUCAUUCCAAGAUUAAUUUUUCUUGAUCUUGCUUCAGGCAAGUUCAAAGAAAACGUUUUUUCUUUACUUUUCCAUCAAAAAAAAUCUUCGCAGACAUUGUUUUUUACUUCCAAAAAAUAUAGAUCCACCCUCGCCUCUAUUCAUUCACUUAAAGAAUACACCACACCACCUUCUUUAUUUUGUCUAUCUGAAGCGAAAGAAAAAUGAAUUUCUUUUGAAAUUCUGUAUUCACAGUGUUUUUUUGUCUUCUAUUUUUUCAAAGAAAAAAUCAUAUGAAAUUUGCCCGGUCAGUUUUCAUAUGAUACUUUCCCACAAGUCUCUUUCUCAUUUGUUUGAUCAAUUUUCGUCAUGUUUUUUUUGGGAAAUCUUGGAGUAGAAAGUAGUGAGAGGAAAAUCAAUUUUUUGAGAAGCCAUAUAUAAAUUGGAAAUUAUUUUCAGAAAUUUCAAGAAAUUCAAGGAACACUUUUUAUUCUUCAAAAACCUCAGGGUUCAGUUCUAAUGUGAGAAAUUUUAGGUGCAAGGCACUAUUUUGAAAAAAAUUUAGUUUCCCGAGGGUCUCAAAAUUCUGAACCAAUUAUUCAUAUGGAAACCAGAAAUUAUUUUUAGAAAUUUUUGAAAAUUUCGAAAUUCGUCAUUUUUUAGAUGGAAAUUGUAGGGUUCAGAACUAGAUUAUUCACAACAUAGGCGGUUAUCCGAAAAACUAAAUUCUGACCACAGUCUAAAAUUAUCUCGGGCUAAUUUCUGAAUGUGAAAAAAUAAUUUUAUAAUUAGGUUCUUUCAAAAACUGGAAAUGGAUACAUUUGUUUCAAAAAAAAAUCCUCGACAGUUUUUUACAAAAGAAAAUUUGAAAAAUCAAAGAAAAUCUUCAUCCUAAUUUUUCUGUUAGAAGCAUAUUUUGUAAUAAAAAACAUCAAAAACAUAUUUUUCCUAGGCAGAAAAAUGUCGAAAAAACAAAAUAUACAGUUCACUAUUUUCGAGUGGAGACAACACAAAAUUGAGAGAGCGCAGACAGACAAAUUGAUUUUUCGCACAAAAAAUACAAGAAACUAUUUUUCUCUGUCUGCGCUCUCUCAGUUGUCUACACUCGAAAAUAGUAAACUGUAUAUUUUGUUUUUUCGACGUUUUCUGCAUAGGAAAAUUAUGUUUUUUAUUUCAAAAUAUUAUUUUGCAUAGGCCCAUUAUCUUUGAUUUGAUUUUUUAGAUUAUCAGAAGUUGUUUCAACCCACCAUUGUCUAAAAAAUUUUCAAGAUUUCAAAUAAUUUUUUUCUGAUGAUCUUCCGGUUAUAUUUUUCUCAAACAACAAAAAUUCAACUCUCUCCCCCGUUCCAUGAAUAUUUGAAGUUUGAUAAAUUCCAAAAACUGCCUCAUUUUUUCAUCUGCAAAAAAAGGAAAUAAUUUAUUAUGUUGUCAUAGAAGAACGCAUCUCGUUUUUUUUUUCUUUUUUUCGUAUUUCAUUGAAUUCAAAUCAACAAGCUUGUCUCAUCAAAAAAGUUGUAUUUAUGCAUGUUUUUGAACAUGACUGAGCUCAGCUCUUUUCACUCAAUUUCACUAGUAAAACAAAUGUUUUUUGGCUUUUCAACAAUUAAAAUGAGACUAGAACAAAAAUGACUUUUUGGUGUCUUUUGUGCUUUCAAUUUUUCCUUUGUUCAGGAACAUUUUGGGGGGAGAACAAAAAAAAAGAACUUGAUGGAUUUGAAGAUUUUGUGGGGUGCAUCACGCUACCAAUGAAGACAUUAGUAGUAGUAAGAGUAGAAAAGGCGAGCAGAAGGGACCGGAGAAAAAGGAGCUCGUUAAUUUUUUUGUUUUUUUUUGUCGUUGCUCUGCCGGACGGACUCAUUUUUUCUUUCAAUUUUUGGUUGUGAGAUGCUCACCGCCCGCUCAGAGUCGAUCUUAAAUUAUAUGGGCCGGGGAGGUCGUCUGCUCUAUUUAGAUUUUUUUUUUGAGAGGAAACACCAAUUUUCGUAUUACCAUGUGUAAUAGGCAGAAUAUUCGUGGCUUGAGUGAUUUUUUUUGAGAUUGCGUAGGCGGCAGUUUUUAGAAGCUCAUUUUUCAAACACUUCUUUUUGACGUAGAAAAUGGAGGGGUUAAAAAAAUGAAAAUGACUUGAUAUUUUAAUACUAGACAUUUCUAGAGACCUUUUUACUGUAAAAAUUCAAAUUGAAAAUUCAUAAAGUUUUUUAUCAAUCAAUAAAUGCAAUCUCAUUUCAACUAUGCUGUUCUGAUUUUGAUUUUCUUCCAUUUUUUCUAGCAAUAGACCCUAAGUUUCAAGAAUUCUUUCUCAAAAAUGAUAUUUUGGUCUCAUUGAACCAUUAAUCGCUGAAGUCUCUAAACUGCUCAUCAAUUUUAUAAGAUAUUUUGACAACAGUUUUCUAAAAUUGAAAUUUAUAAAUUCACAACAUCUGUCUACUUUGAACUCUUCUAGCAAAGUUUUCUAGACCCUUCAAUUAUCCUCCAAGUCCUUCCCACUUAUCAAUUUUUCUCACGAGUUAUGUUUUUCUCAUUCAUUCAUUCACUUAUCACAAUAUUUUUUUGCUCAAUUCUUCCACCAAAUUGUUUUGAUUUCGAUUCAAACCAUAUGUUUGAUUGACUAAAAAUCGUAUGUUACAUAUAAUGAAAAAUAAAAAUAAUCAACAUCGGAUUAACAAAUUUUUCUCAUCCAUACGUCUCUUCCAAUUUAAUCCAUAACAUAACAGCAGCAAACAUGUUUUGAUUGAUGAAUUAUUUUUAUUUUUUGAUAAUCUUCAGUUUUUUUUUUUCGUUUGCUCCGAUUCUUGAAUAUUAUGAAAAUAUCUCGCUUCUCAAAAAAGCUCCCAACCAACCAACCAACCAAACGAAAUCGUCUAAUUUCUUCCGCUUCUGGUUUUUCAUACACACAAUUUCUUUUUUCUUUCCUUUCCACACUUUUUUUAUCCAAAUAUUUUGAAACAAGGAUUUUUUCAUGCUCUUUGAUUUUUGUUGCGUCACAUCAGAAUAUAAUCUAAUCUUGUUAACUUAUUUUUGUUACUAUUUCAAGUACCCAAAGAUAUGUAAAUCCUGAUAAUAUUGAAAAAAUCUAGAUUUUUGCAGAUUACAAUUACAUUCAUUAUUGUGCCUCUGAAUGCAAAACCACCACUUUGAUCCAGUCACUUGAAAAUGCUGCGACAGCCGGUUCCUGAACUGCGCAGUUUCCAGUCGCUAUCUAAAUAUGCUGGGGGUCCAAGAUCGGUUUUAGGCCGACGAACAUCGGCGGUUAGCAGUUUGAAUCGACGACAAUCACAAACAACAAAAAGAUAUGAUGAUCUUGAGGUAGGUUGUUGCUAUGGAUGAUAUUUUAUCAGGGGGGGGGGGAUUUUACUAGCUACUAUUGUUAGAAAAUUUAUUUUUAGUAGACGUAAGCAAUAUUUUAGUAGGGUUUUGAGUUGUAAUUUUCAAUUUUUCAAAAAAUCUCUACCUGUUUCUAUUCAAAAUUUGAUGAAGAUUUCUAUAUUUUAAUAAUGAACAUAUGAUUUUUGAUUCCAAUAUACAUAAUUUUCUCUCAAAAUCACAGCCCAAUAUUUUUUAAAUAUGAAACUGUGAAGUACAUUUUCCUAAAUUUCAAAUUGUAUUGAUUUUUGAAAACCCGGAAGUUGUGUGGAAUUUUCGAAAUUCUCCCGAAACUUUUUGAAAAUUCUUCAAAAAAUUUAGUAGAUCAGAGAUUUUGCAACGUUUGCAUUGAAAUACAGUAAUCCUUGUUUUUCACAUUAUUUUUAUUUUUUUUUGUUGAAAAAAUUGAAUUUUGAAUAGCACAUCAAAUUUUUAUCUUAUUGUGAUUCAAUAUUUCUCACGAGUGCAAUUCGAAAAAACAACGAAUGGGAAAAAUAAUUGUUUGUUUCUUCCAAAACCAAUCACACGUACUCCAAUUCGAAAAAAAGAGCUACAUAAAUAGGUUGGAGCAUAUAUUUAUUAGAAUUGCGAGUGUGUUUUCCCACACAAAUCUAAAAAUUUCAACAGGCAGAAGAACAAAAAUCCGUACUUAUGCGCAUGUUAAACGAUUCUUUUUUUCGCCUCUCCUCACAUACUCACAUUUUUUUCAGAGUUAUGAAAUCUCAAUCUUCUUAUUUUAUUUUAGUUCUGAAAAAAAAUGAAUGCAUAAUUUUUGAAUGAAAAUGAAUGUAUAUUUUAUUUUUUUUUCUUGUUAGAUAUUUCAAGAAGCACUUGUGUUCAUUCUUCUCAUUUUCCUCUAUUUUUCUCAAAAAAAAUUAGAAGAAAAAUCCAGAAAAAAACGAUUUUUUCUAACCAUUUUUGUAACUACAAAUGAUAUUUUUCAUCUCACUUUACAAUUAGUACUAAAUUUAUUCUUCUCUUUUCUUUCAGGCAUUGGGCUCAAUUGAAGGCUCCAAAGAAACUCUGCAGCUCUCAGAACACGGACGUGUAAGUUGACUUUCAAUUUCAAAUUUUGAAUAAUAAACUAAUCCAUAAAAUAUUUUCAGCUGGCCUCCUCGUCGGAGGCCUCGCCAUCUCGAUGGGAUAGUCGACCACAAAUUGAGUGGGCACCAGAAGAAGAACACAUUGAGGAGCCUGGUUCUGAUCUACCGUAUCCGGGGUGAGUUUGAAUUGCUAAAAAAAAUAAUGAGAUGGAAAGGGGGUGUUAUAAAUAGAUGAUGUCAUUGAAAGGAAGAGUCUAGUGAUUUUUGAUGAGUUUGCUUUGAAUUUUAGAAUGUUCGGAUAUUAGAUGUGAUUUUUGGAAGGUCGUGAAAUUUCCAGGGGAAAAUUAGAUUUAUCGAAUAAAAUGGAAUUGUUGUUUCUGAAAUUACAUUUCAGAUAAUAAAAAUUUUAGAAAUCUGAUUCCAGAUCCUAAUUUUUUUGUCCAAUUUUACAAAGUCUCUCCGCUGUGAUAGAAAAUAUUUCCGGAAGUUUCCAGUAUUCAAAAAAAUAAUUUUUUUUCCAGAACACACUCUUAAAAUAUGUGUGAACAAAAAUUUAUUAUCCAGAAAAAAUGAAAUUAUUCCGGAAUAAAUUUCACAAUUUUCUCGGAAUAAUUUCCAACUAAUCUUUGAUUUUCUGAUCUAUUUUUACCUAACAUCAACAAUUUGUAGAAAAACACAAAAUCAAAAAAAACAUUUUUGUAGAUUUGCCGAGCCAGCUUUACGAUGUUUAUAUCAAGCAAGACCGCCAAGAAAAUGGGCCUUAAAAAUGGUAAUGAGUCCGUGGUUUGAUCGGAUAACAAUGGCUGUGAUUAUGAUUAAUUGUAUUACACUGGGUUGGUUUUAUUUUUCAUUAUUAUCUUUGAAUCAUAAAAAAAACAAUUUUUCAAUUUUUUUCAGGGAUGUACCGACCGUGUAUAGAUUCAGAUAGCUGUGAUGCUCGUUGUCAAACAUUGGCUGUUAUUGACAAUUGCAUAUUCGUCUAUUUUGUGAUCGAAAUGGUGAUAAAAGUGGUUGCACUAGGUUUCACUGGUCCAUCCGCUUAUCUAUCAGACACUUGGAAUCGCCUUGAUUUCUUCAUCGUUCUUGCCGGUCUCGCUGAAUUUGUGUUACAUGAAUAUUUGGGUGGCAAUAUUAAUUUGACUGCGAUUCGAACGGUUCGAGUUUUGCGACCACUUCGUGCGGUUAAUCGGAUACCUUCGAUGAGGAUUCUUGUUAAUUUGUUACUCGACACAUUGCCAAUGUUGGGAAAUGUGCUGCUUUUAUGUUUUUUCGUGUUUUUCAUUUUUGGUAUUGUUGGUGUUCAAUUAUGGGCGGGUUUGUUGCGGUAAGUUUCUGAACUGUAGGGUAAAUGUACAUUUAUUAGCUUCUAGAAAUCGAUGUGCCUUCAAACUUCCGUAUCUCCAAUUAACAACUGAACAAAACGUGCAUCUAAGCGCUUCAAAAUUCACACAAUUCUACAUACCAGAAGACACGUCAUUAGAAUACAUUUGUAGUCGGGAAGAAGCCAACGGGUUACACAGUUGUAAAGAUUUGCCGCCAUACACAUUGAAUGGUAUCAAAUGCAAUUUGACGCUUGAUGAAAUUGACAAAAUCACUAAUGAGUCUUGUAUUAAUUGGAAUAUUUAUUACAGCGAAUGUCAGGUUAGUUGAACUCUUCUCAUUUCAAUGUACUUCAUUUUCCAAAUAUUUUUAAUUUCAGGUUAUGCAACGAAAUCCAUUCCAAGGUUCAGUUUCUUUUGAUAAUAUCGGUUUUGCAUGGGUCGCUAUUUUUCUGGUAAUCAAUUAAAUUUCAAAAUAAUCUUGAAAAAUCGCAUUUUUAUUUCUAGGUCAUAUCGUUAGAAGGUUGGACUGAUAUUAUGUAUUAUGUUCAAGAUGCUCACUCAUUUUGGAAUUGGAUUUAUUUUGUUCUUCUCAUUGUUGUAAGUAACACAAAAUUUGAAUUUAUUUUGAAAAUUUGUUGUAAAAAAAUUAAUUUUUUCAGAUUGGUGCAUUUUUCAUGAUCAAUCUAUGUCUUGUCGUAAUUGCCACGCAGUUUGCCGAAACAAAACGUCGUGAAACUGAAAGAAUGUUACAAGAACGGAAACGUUUACAAAAUCGAGACUCCAUAUGUAUGUUGCACUUUUUCUUCAACUUUUUCUCACAUUUUCUAUUUUUAGCAUGUACUGGUAGUGAAAUGGGCGGAGCAUCAUCAAAAGAAGAAGGCGGAGAUACGGUAUAUGCGGCAAUUGUGCGAUUUAUUGGACACACAUUUCGAAGAUCAAAACGAGCUGCCAAACGAGUAAGAACGAAAAAAAAUGAAAAAAUAAUGUGUAUUUUUUUUCUAGAAAUAUAAUGCUUAUAUGGAACAAAGAAAGGAAAGGAAGAGUAUGGAAAAAAAUGAGAGGAGGAAAAGUAAACUAGACAAUCUGGCAACAUUGUCAAGGAUCGAGGAGAAAGCUGAGGAUGAAGAGGGUUGGUUUUGAAACAUCUAAAGAUUUAAUGAAUUUUGAGCUAAGCCUUACCCAAGAUCUAAAUUGAGUUGUCUACUGACAAAAAUUAAUUUUAAUUUUUUAAAAAAGAGAUCCGGAAAAGUCAGAAGUCAAUAUACUUUUCAGAAGAGCCGAAAAAUGAUGAGAUCACUGAAAUCAAUAAAAAUGAGAUGGACGAUGAAACCCAUACGAUAUCCCGAAAUAACUCACAGCAUUCAAGAGUCAAGCGAGUCAAAAUUGAUGAUGAACCACAAAUCAAAAUUUCUAAUGGAAAUGGUUCACAUUAUACAAAAGCAUCGGUUGAUGAUACAUCGGAUUCCAGUGAUGAAAGUGAUAAUGAGCAAGAAGAUGAUGAUUGGGAAAAUAAUGGAGUUGUUGUUGCAAAACGAAAAAAGUCAAAGUGGCGAUGGUUUCGUGACAAGAUUCGGAGAUUUGUUGUUUGCGAUCAUUUUACAAGAGGCAUUUUGGUGGCAAUUUUGGUGAACACAUUGAGUAUGGGAGUGGAAUAUCAUCAACAGGUGAGCAAAUCAUCGGGCUAUAAUAAAAAAAAAGUUUUUAUCAAAAAAUAUUUUUCAGCCCGACGUUCUUACAACAAUUCUGGAAUACUCAAACAUCUUUUUCACCGCUCUAUUCGCUUUUGAAAUGAUUUUGAAAAUCAUCGCAAGUGGUUUCUUCGGAUAUCUUUCCGAUGGUUUCAAUCUUUUCGAUGGUGGAAUUGUGGCUCUCAGUGUUCUUGAACUUUUUCAAGAAGGAAAAGGAGGUCUAUCUGUAUUGAGAACAUUCCGAUUGCUAAGAAUUCUGAAACUUGUCCGUUUUAUGCCAGCUCUUCGAUAUCAACUUGUUGUUAUGCUUCGAACAAUGGAUAAUGUCACUGUUUUCUUUGGACUUCUUGUUUUAUUCAUCUUCAUUUUCAGGUAAUAAUUCAUUCCGAAAUUUAUUUUGACAACCCUAAAUAACAACUAAUUCAUAUUUUCCCAAAUCUAACAUUUUCAGUAUUCUUGGUAUGAAUCUAUUCGGCUGUAAGUUUUGCAAAGCAGAUGAAUCGAAUCCAAGUUUUCCGAAAAAAUGCGAGCGGAAAAAUUUCGACAGUCUACUUUGGGCACUGAUCACUGUGUUUCAGGUAAUAAUAUGUUUGAUUUUGAGAUGCAUGGUGUGAUUUUCAUUGUGAUAUUAUUUUGUGGUCGUUAUGUUGUGUUUCAGCACACUUGGAAUGGUUCUAUUCGGAUGCAAAUUUUGCAACAAUUUGGAUACUGGGAAACAAUGUUCGAUAAAAGAAAUAGACAAAGGGAAAUGCGAGUGUGAUCGGAUGAAUUUCGAUAACUUUUUAUUCGCCACAGUCACAGUAUUUCAGGUAUUCAAUGUUGUUUUCUUUCUGAAUUUUGUUGUGAUUUUCGAGUGAAAUUUUGUAAUUUUUUUUUUCGAAAAAAAACAAAAAUCUUUUAGAUCUUAACACAAGAAGAUUGGAAUAUGGUAUUGUUCAAUGGAAUGGCACAAACGAAUCCUUGGGCUGCAUUAUAUUUUGUGGCGCUAAUGACUUUCGGAAAUUAUGUCUUGUUCAAUCUUCUGGUUGCUAUUUUGGUUGAAGGUUUCCAAGAAAGUAAAGAAGAGGAGAAACGACAGUUAGAGGAAGAUGCCAAAAAGAAAGCUCACGAAGAAGAGGAUGAGAGAAAGAGGGAAUUAGAAUUGUUGAUUGCAAAAUCACAAUCUCCGGCGUUUAGCAACGGUGUUUUGCCAGCAGAAUGUUCUUGUCAGAAACCAUCUUCACCUGAUGAAUCAAAUUCUCCAAAAAUGUUAGCGAUUGGUUAUCAUGGAUCACCUGAAACAAAACGAUCUUCUGAUGUUGAUGCGAUAAUUGAUCGAAGGUUAAUACCGAGGAAUUCGUCACCGUAUUCAAUUCAGAAACAAGAAGAUAACAGAUUGAAUCGACAUGCUUCUCUUGUUCUACCUGUUCCAAAUGGUGUUCCAUAUAAGCGACAACGAGUUCAUAGUUGGAGUGGAUUAUGUCAUCAUUUUAAUCCAAAUUGUCCAGUUCAUGGUCGUCGAGCUUUGAUUGAAACAUAUGCUCGAGAAAAGUUUUUGGAAGCUAGUCAAGAAUUGAAACAAGCGUUGGCUGAAGAAGAAAAACGGAAUGAGGCAAAACAAAACACGUUUUUAAGAAAAAUCUUGAAGAAAACAUGUCUGUUCAAUAGAACUGAAUACUCUCUUUUUCUUCUUGGACCCAAGAAUCCAAUUCGGAUUCGAUGUCUUCAACUUACUCAAAAGAAAUGGUUCGAUUACACAAUUUUGUUUUUCAUUGGUAUCAAUUGUAUCACUUUGGCAAUGGAAAGACCAUCAAUUCCACCACAAAGUUUUGAAAGACGAUUUUUGCAAAUAUCUGGUUAUGUAUUCACGGUUAUUUUUACUGGAGAAAUGUUGGCAAAAGUGAUUGCAAAUGGUUGUUUCAUGGGUCACGCUGCAUAUUUCAAAGAUGGUUGGAAUAUUCUUGAUGGAAUUCUGGUUGUGAUAUCUCUCAUCAAUGUUUUAUUCGAACUUGUUGCAACUGGUGAUUCGCCCAAGAUUUUUGGUGUUAUUCGAGUUUUGCGAUUGUUACGAGCACUUCGACCACUUCGAGUUAUCAAUCGGGCUCCUGGUGUAAAAUUAGUUGUUAUGACGUUGAUCUCAAGUUUGAAACCUAUCGGAAAUAUUGUGUUGAUUUGUUGCACCUUCUUCAUCAUUUUCGGAAUCCUUGGUGUUCAAUUGUUUAAGGUGAGAUAUGAAUCUAAAUUGAAAAAUUCCUGGAUCAGAAAUUCUGAAAUUUAAAAUAAAUCAAAAAUUAUUUAUUUCUAGGGUAUGAUGUAUCACUGUGUUGGACCUGACGUCUCAGAUAUAAAAAACAGAACACAUUGUUUGAGCGAUCCACAUAACAAAUGGGUGAAUCAUAGAUAUAAUUUCGAUAAUCUUGGUCAAGCAUUGAUGUCUCUCUUUGUUUUAUCCAGUAAAGAUGGUUGGGUUUCGAUUAUGUAUCAAGGAAUCGAUGCAGUUGGCGUUGAUAAGCAGGUAUAUUUGAAAAAAAAAUUUCUCCCCGGCCGGGAAUUGAACCCGGGUCUCGCAUGUGACAGACGCGGAUACUCACCACUAUACUACCGAGGACACAUUUUCUUUCUCUCUUUUCUACAUGUUAUCAAAAUGUUUAUUUGCAGCCAAUCGAAAAUUACAAUGAAUGGCGAAUGAUAUAUUUCAUAUCAUUUUUGCUUUUGGUUGGUUUCUUCGUAUUGAAUAUGUUUGUCGGAGUCGUUGUUGAAAAUUUCCAUAAAUGUAAAGAAGCAUUGGAAAAAGAGAUGAGAGAAAAAGAAAAGGAAAAACGAUUGAAACGAAAACUCAAACGACAACAAUAUGAAGAAAGUAUGGCUGGAAAACAGAAGAAAAGUGAGUUGUUUUCGUGUGAAUGUAGCUGACACCAUUUUUUGGUUUUCGGUAUUAUUUUCUUGGUUUUUGUACUAACAUUUUCUCUUUUGUUUAUAGAUCGAAUCGUGUGGGCAGGUACCGCAAUUAAAUCUAUGUUUUCAGUCGAACGGAACUAUCCGUAUUAUCAUGAUUAUGGUCAUACUAGACUUUUUCUUCAUGGAAUUGUUACCUCGAAAUAUUUUGAUCUGGCGAUUGCAGCGGUUAUUGGUGAGAUUCUUUUUUCUUUGAAAAAAAAAACAAAAAUAUUUUUAGGUAUCAAUGUUAUUUCGAUGGCAAUGGAGUUUUAUAUGAUGCCAAAAGAACUGAAAUAUGUGCUCAAAGCUCUGAAUUACUUCUUUACUGCAGUUUUCACAUUAGAAGCAGCUAUGAAACUAAUUGCUCUUGGUUUCAAACGUUUCUUCAUUGAAAAAUGGAAUCGGCUUGAUAUGUUUAUUGUUAUUCUUUCAAUUGCUGGUAUCAUUUUUGAAGAAUUCGAAGCUCUGGAAUUACCCAUCAACCCAACAAUCAUCCGAGUUAUGAGAGUUCUGAGAAUCGCAAGAGUUCUGAAACUGCUGAAAAUGGCAAAAGGUAUACGAUCAUUGCUGGAUACUGUAGGAGAAGCAUUGCCGCAAGUUGGUAAUCUUGGAUCACUCUUCUUUUUAUUGUUCUUCAUAUUUGCUGCUCUUGGUGUGGAAUUAUUUGGAAAACUGGAAUGUUCUGAAGAUCACCCAUGUGAUGGUUUGGGAGAACAUGCGCAUUUCAAAAAUUUUGGAAUGGCAUUUUUGACUCUAUUCCGGAUAGCAACAGGAGAUAAUUGGAAUGGAAUUAUGAAAGAUGCACUUCGAGAUGAUUGUGAUUCUUCAGAUCAUUGUGAAACAAAUUGCUGCGUUGAUCCGAUUCUUGCACCUUGCUUUUUCGUUAUUUUCGUACUUAUUUCUCAAUUUGUUUUGGUCAAUGUUGUAGUUGCAGUUUUGAUGAAACAUUUGGAAGAAAGUAAUAAACGAGAUGCAGAUCCAAUUGAAACAACAGGUUUGUUAUUUUUAACUUUGCCCUUCCAAGAAAAGUCCUUUUUUGCAGGUGAAAACAUGGAAAAUGAGAUCACAAAAUCAGAUGAUGAUGAAGCUGAGCCUGGAACAGUUCUAGGUAUUGAAAAUGUGAGAAAUAAUCGGGGAGAUGAGAAUGGAAAUGAUGAAAAUGAAAAUGAAGAAGAUGAAGAUAAUGAAGAGGACGAAGAAGAACAAGAGCUUCCAGAUGGUCAUGGUGGAAUAAAACGGUUAUCUGUACAGGUUUUGGAGCAGGAAUUAAUUGAAGUUGAACGGAAUAUUGAAGAAAGAAUGAGACGAGAAAGCGAGUUUUAUGGAGAACUUGAACCAUUGAAUCAAGGUAAAAUAAUAAAUCAAUAUUUUUUGGGUACAAAGCUCAUUUGAACUGUAUAAGUUUUUUUAAGAAUCAUUUCAAAAUUAAUUUUAAACUUUUUCAGAGAGUGAGGACUUCGAAACGCACGAAUUCAGGCCGCGCAGUAAAUCAUACAAACCAAGAACCAGGUAACUUUCAACACCAAAAAAGGCCCCUGAAAUUUUCAAACAAUUAUGUUUUACAGAACUGAUAGUGUUUUGAGUGAUCGAAGUCGUGCAUCACACAAAUCUGCAUUUUAG
Messenger RNA from Caenorhabditis angaria, 14735 nucleotides. The record is from the annotation of a GenBank genome assembly. Lineage: Eukaryota; Metazoa; Nematoda; Chromadorea; Rhabditida; Rhabditidae.